This is a messenger RNA of Salvia miltiorrhiza (redroot sage), 1891 nucleotides long. RefSeq lists its product as uncharacterized. The record is from RefSeq and is a predicted model, not a curated record. Lineage: Eukaryota; Viridiplantae; Streptophyta; Magnoliopsida; Lamiales; Lamiaceae. The coding region runs from base 260 to 1594 and encodes 444 amino acids. Gene Ontology annotation, molecular function: 3'-5'-RNA exonuclease activity; calcium ion binding. The transcript is spliced from 10 exons.
ACACACACAACACACACACAUAAAUCCACACACCACCAUUCCCCUCUCUCUCCUCCUCCUCUAACUUUACUUCUCUCUCAUUCUCAGAUAAAUAAAGCCACCGUCACCACCAUCAUUGUGAGGAGCUAACAACAUCUUUGUAUUCGUUGGUUGCAUUUCCGUCCAUCGCCACCUGCGAAACAAACACAAUAUUAUCGUCAUUCCUCUCUUAGCAUUAUUAAGCUCUUGUUUCAUUGGAACUUGAAUUUUUUACGUAUUAAUGGGGAGGAAGAGCAAUGGAAGGGUUUCGAGAAUUGGCAGUUACGCGAUAGCUUCAUCAAUUACGGAUGCAACUUGUUUUUCUUGCACGACUUUCAACAUCCUUGCUCCUAUUUACAAAAGACUCAAUCACGAGGAUCCUAAAUGUAGAGAAAGCGACGUUAAGCAAAUUUGGCUUAAGAGAAAUAAAAGGAUUUUGGAUUGGUUACUGUGUGAAAGAUCUUCUAUUAUCUGCCUUCAGGAAUUUUGGGUUGGGAAUGAAGAGCUUGUGAGUAUAUAUGAUAAGAGGCUUGGAGAUGCUGGUUAUGACAGUUUCAAGCUCGCCAGGACAAAUAAUCGAGGCGAUGGUCUUUUGAUUGCUGUGCAUAAGGACUACUUCAGGGUCAUCAACCACAAAGAGCUGUUGUUCAAUGAUUUUGGUGACCGUGUUGCUCAGCUACUCCAUGUCGAGCUAAUUCCUCGCUUUUCUCAAUGUCGAAGCAAUUGCAUACGCCAGGAAAUUCUCAUAGUGAACACUCACCUGUUGUUUCCACAUGAUUCAAGUUUGUGCUUGGAGCGGUUGCGCCAGAUCUACAAAAUAUUGCAAUAUGUGGAGUCAUACCAGAAAGACAAAAAACUCAACCCCUUACCAAUCCUACUAUGUGGUGACUUGAAUGGGAGCAAGAGUGGACAUGUUUACAAGUUUCUAAGGUCUCAAGGAUUCAUUUCCUCGUACGAUGCUGCCCAUCUGUAUACUGAUGCAGAUGCACACAAGUGGGUGAGCCACCGUAAUCAUCGUGGAAAUAUUUGUGGUGUGGAUUUUAUAUGGCUUCUUAAUCCCAAUAGAUAUAGGAAAUUACUUAGAACAAGUUGGGGUGAAGCAUUAUCAGGAUUGCUCAAGCAUCAACUAAAGCGAACCUUACGCACAGAGGACAGUGCAUUUGCGUUCCUAAAGGGGAACGGCCAUGGCCACGACAUUGCGUACUUUGACUUUUGUGAAGCAUUGCAGCAGCUUAAUUUGAUUGGCCAUUGUUAUGGGCUGCAUACUGAAGAGAUACGGGAACUUUGGGUGCAAGCGGAUAUGGAUGGAAAUGGUGUCCUGGACUAUGAAGAAUUUAAGCAACGGAUUUGGAAUGCAUACUCGGGGCAAGGGGAAAAAGUGAGUGAGGGGUGUGUCCGGGGCGACUCUAUCUUUGGCACAGAGCAAACAAUCGGAUUCAGCAUCAAGAAUGCAGUCCUCUUCCCUACAGAGGUAGAGAAAGGGUUGUGGCCUGAGGAUUACUCUCUUUCUGAUCAUGCUCGACUAACAGUGGUGUUCUCGCCAGUGAGAAUGCCACGCUCUCAACUGGCAUUGUGAUGGAUAGAUGGAUCUUGAUGAUCAAAGAUAAAGAUUGUGAUUUUUUGGGGAAGGCAUGGUUAGAGUAGUACGAUAGAGAUGGAAGUAGAUGAGUAGGCAUAUUCUUUAUAGUUGAGUUAGACCGUCUCGUGUUAGAGUGUAUGUCUAUAGAAGCUUUUUUGUUGGUGUAAAUAGUAGACAAGUUGGAGGAGUCUAACUUAUACACUGUUGUUGUUCACCCCAAGACAAGACUUAUUGCCCAUUUUUUAUGCUAUUUUUGGCAACUAAUAUACGAUCUCAUUAUCUCUCUCUCAUGAA